Molecule: messenger RNA, 6657 nt
Organism: Lytechinus pictus (painted urchin)
Lineage: Eukaryota; Metazoa; Echinodermata; Echinoidea; Temnopleuroida; Toxopneustidae
Exons: 5
Coding region: 969-4310 (1113 amino acids)
Molecular function (GO): protein binding
Source: RefSeq, a predicted model, not a curated record
UUUGAGAAGUCGCACUUCAAUGAGUGUUCUGCCUUUCUUUUGUUUGCCAAUCGAUAAUAGAAGAACGCACCGAAGCUGUAUGAACACGGUACAAACAGGCGGUAUUGGAGCAUUAUUACACAUGUCAUACGUGUACACCAUAGUAUAUUAUAACCCAAUGCAAGGCAAUUUGUAAGGUGCAGUUAUAUAUUUCAUAUUUCAGGACCAAGGAGUUCGGCCAAGGAUCAGUGGUAGUAUAUUCCUGAUUGGCGCACUCGGUGCGUGUAUGUGUGGGAGGUACGCCAAGACGAGAUAUUUGAAGCAGACGGUGUGUUGUAUACUACAUGGAACAUGGUUAUCCCGGCCCCUAUAUAAAGCCGUCUCCAUCUAGGGUGGAACAUAAUAUUCACCGAGCUGCAACCUGCCGCGGUAAAGCUACUUCGCGCAAAUGUCGUUUCUCUUCAGAGGUGAAAUAUCAUAUUCCGAUGAAACUACAUUUUCAGAUCAUCAGAGAGAAUUUGUCUGGUUCUGUCAUGUCAUGAAUGAUAGCGUGGUUGCCGUACUGAUCAAUGCGACAUGAACAAUGAGAUGGUGAUGGUGAUGGGACACAACUUUGCAUCUGUUUGUCAAUCGUUGAACUAAACUCGGGACUAAACUCCGCAGGAAAUAACAGGUAUGUCGUCAUGGAUGAACUGCUAGUAUUCAUUUUUAUCUGCUGACAGAUAUCGCACUCUGAUUUUUCAAGGUUGUUGGAGCACACUUCUAUACUCGUGUAAAAUUGCAUUUUUAUUUUAAAGUAAUACCCGAAGGAAAUACCUCCACGACAAUGCGCUAUAUACCGAUGGGCAUGAACCAGUGUAGUUGGACGAUAAUAAUGAAGACGAUUAAGAAAAUGCGAUCUACUCAAUUAGAUUAUUGCCCAAAGAAAGUGAGUGUGUGAUUUAAUUUUCAUUCCAGUUCAUGGCAUAGGGAAUUGCCAACGAUUGAAGAUGGCUAACAAUAACACACUACAACUUUAUCGCACCCUGCCGCUUAAUGACGGAGAAAAUACUCAACUUUUCACUUUUAAGUUGGGUUUAAUGAACUUAGAUGAAUUCAAAUCUCGCUCCGUUCGCUCCACCAUCAUCAACUACCAAGGACAAGAUUGGUAUCUUAGUUGCAAAUAUGCGGAGGGGAAAAGACUUGAAUAUUUAGGAGUUUACAUUUACUGGGGGAGUCCAUCUGAAGGUGUACGAUGCCGAGCCGACUUCCGUAUCAUCACCCGAAACAUCCUAGAUCCUACAAAGAGUUUGGUAACUGAAGGAAGUCAAGUUGAAUUCAGUGCUCCUCAAUCACCUGGUUGGGGUAAGAGAGAGUUUGCAUCUCUCAGAGAACUCUUCACACCAGGACAAGGAUUCUUAUUAGAACCCGAGAAGAUUGUCAUCAUCGAACUUGCUAUGAAAUCAUGUUCAACGUUGUUUGAGCAAUCUGUUGAUUUUACCCAGUUGCUGAGUCAUAGAGAGCAACCGUAUCCUUCCUUCUUUACUGCUAACUUUUCGCUAGCAGGGAUGGAGUUCUACGUCUCGCUUUAUCCCUUAGGUGACCGUGAAGAAGCUGAGGGACAUGUUUCCAUGUACCUUCACCGUUUCCUUGGUAACGAAGGUGAUACAUCAAUCAUCGGAUGUCGUAUCCGAUAUCGUUUCUUUCUUGGACACAGUCGAACAUGCCCAACCAGCUCGAAGACAUUUGAGUUUUCUUUUAAGAAUGAGCAAGGGUAUGGUCGUUUCAAGGCAUUCGAACCAUUGAAUGGUAGUGACAAUCUCCUAUAUCGUGGUGCUGUUCCUUUGGGUGUAGAGGUUGUAUCUAUAACACCUUUUGCUCAACCUGAGAUCAGACUCACCACCAGAGGAUAUUAUCACACCGACAAUUUCGUGUUCGAAGAUGCUGUCUUUCCCGACCAUCGUGGAAACCAAUGGCGACUCUCAGCCGCAAAUUCUUCCCAAUUCCUUUCACUCAAACUCAACGCUGAAGACAAGAACCGAUUGUUCUCUGCUCCAGGAUUGAUUUCUAACCAGUCAAGACUUACCAAGAGAGAAGAGUGUACCAAGUUCAUCCAAUGGAGAGCUUUUGUCUUGUCAAGGACUGAUCGUAAGAAGACCCUUGCAGUGAAUGGUUGUCCACUCUCUGCCUAUUACUCACGGGGUUUGAUGCAGACUAACUACAGUAUGUCUACACAGAUUCCUCUUCUCAAGGCGAAGGCAUUGGAUGGUGAUUACUGCACAAAGGAUGAACCAUCUUUACUGGUCCGUAUUGAGUUUCUUAACGUACAGGAUAUCGUUUGUGUGAUGACUGAUUAUCCUACAUUAGAUUUUGAGAGGUUUCAGCUCUACCACACCAGGGAAGGAUUAAAGCGAUGUCUGAAGCAGAAUGAUGUACUAGUACGGGAGAUGGAAAGCUUGCGAACUCGUCUAAGCAAUGCAAUGAAGGAAAGUAAAGACUCUCGUGAUCUUGUACAAGACUUUCAGAGAUUAAUCAAGCAUCCCAUCCCACCGCUGUCACCUACUCCUGACAGUAGUCGUAAUACUCAAUUGAUGAACUGGCUACUACAACAAGAUUCAAUACCAAACAAGACUGAGAAUCCAAGUGAUCACAACAAGCAGUUAACAGCUCAGUCAGCUCGGCCAGCUUCAGUCUCCUCUUCACCAACACUACCAGUUCAGCCUCCAGUCCCUAGACCCCGUGGUGUUAGAGGACCACCUCCUCGUCCUCCACCCAGGGCCUAUUCACCGGUGGCUACAGAUCUGGUCAGUACAAGGCAAUUCACUUAUAACCCUACGACACUAAUGCAGGCUAAUUCACUGGCCUCACCACCACAUGCCGCCAAUUCAGCAGGACUGGCAAUGGCAAGUGAUCAACAGAGAUUGGCAGUUCUUAACUCAAACGAUACUGCCUUUAAGAGGUUCUCCUUCACGGGUAUCAAUGUUACUCCAGCAAUGAUAUCAAGUCAGGCUGCAGAGACUUCCAGGAAUGUGGAUGUAUCUGCUCAAAGCUCAUCCGUGGGGAAGGAACCAACAUCACCCAAAGGAUCAACACCCCUCCAAGAUCAAACCCCUUCAACAAGUUCUUCCUCAUCGGUUGUUAUGUCAAAGAUAGGAAAUGGAGGUUCGUCUAGAGGUUUUGCUCUUGCAAGAAUGACAAGACCAAACGUGAGUCAGUCGCAACCAAGCGUGAAUCAGACACAAUCACAGCAACCACAACAAUCACAUUCUCUCAUCGACCAACCUGUCAAGUGGCCUAUCGGUAUGACCCCUCCAGCUACUUCACAUAUAUCUCAUUCAACCGGAGAUCUAGAAGGUAAAUCUACAAGCCCCAGUCAUCAAACAUCACAACACCUCUCGAAUGGAGAUAUCGGGACAAACACUGAGCUUCCAGGUGGCUUUCAUUCUAAUCUUCAACAGUCAUUCAGCCAUCCAAACAUAAGCACACAUUCGGAGUCAAAUGGACAACCGCUAGUUGGUCUUCCAAUUACGUCUACUACUAAUGACUCUAAAAUCACUUCCAAUAAGCCUUCUGCCAUCCAAAACAUCCCACAACGACCUCUCUCUGGAAGUAUGUCAAAAGAAUUUGAAUUUUCACCAGUUCCGCAGUCUGUUGUCAACAGGCGAUCUCCAGUACCUGAGCCACAAGUUCACAAACCUAGCCCACAAAGUGCAAUUACCAACACUUCUGGUUUGAAUCAGCCUUUGGUUCCACAUGUUAUUCCAAGGGACCAAAUGAUAUCCAAUCAAAAUGCAAUAAACACAGAAGAAUCAAGAAAUGUUAAGUCUACACCAUCUACUCCAAAUAAGUCUACCCGAAAGCCAGUAGCAAUCACUUCAAAGUCUACCCCUAACUCUCCUACCAAACAGCCUCCAAGUCAUGACCAACAAACAGGGUAUGGUCAACGACUGUCUGGAAAUGGUCAAUUGCAAACGGUACUUCACCAGCAGUCACUACCUUCGCAAUCGUUCAUAGACAAUGAUGCCCAUAUAGACCUUCCACAGCCUAUAAACAAUCAUGAAGUUUCUACCAAUCGAUUUGUAAACAGCACAAGACCUGAAGAACCCAUUGCAUUAGUACAAUCAGAGAUGGCCAAAAGGACAAUGGUGAAUUCACAACGAGGUAAUCACCCUGUACCUGAACUACUUAGCAAUGGUAUGAAGCAAACUGAUGAGAUUCAAGAAAGACCACGAAGUGUUGUUGAAGAGAUGAAGCAAAUCAACGUUGGUCCAGUCAUGAACUCAAAUGAACAAUGGUCUUUACCUAGCAUAGAACAACGUCGACGCAUGGGGGUUAUUGAAACGAGUCUGUAGCUUGUAGGCUGCUGAUCGAAACAAAACAAGUCCUUUGGUUGUACAGUCGUUGACGUUCAUAUUGUGCAUUGUUCAUAAUCAUCGCUACAACUUUAUUUAUAAAAAGAACACAUUGUCAUGAAACAGUCAUCUUUGUUGUGAUAUUAUCUUGUCUUUCAAUCUGGAGUGAUUAUUUCAAUUUGCCUCAUCAGAUGGUCUUUGAUGGUCUAAAGACUAGUAGUUAUUAACAUUUUUUUCCACCGCGAUUUUUAUUAAUGUAAAUGAAUUUUCAUAUGUGGCAUCCGGGCAUGACGUAUAUUUGAAGUACAGCACCCGGGGUAAAGUAGGCCUACUAGUAAAUAAAAUUUGUAAGUAUUGCUUUCAUGUUAAUAUUCAAAGUCAUAGUAGGAUAAUAGAGCUCACAUCAUAUUCACAAUGUAUAGAAAGACAGAUCGAUCUUGCCUAUCUUCUGCAUUAAGUUAUCUGAUUUGAUGUGACGGGUGAUAUGCCUUUAAUGUAAGUCUGUAUUCUUAAUACUACUUGAUAAUAUUGCAUUCAGAUGUAAUUAUAUGAAUUUCAUUUCGAGACACAUGAAAUUUUAUAUGGCGGAAAUGUUACUUUGAUAUAUGGCAACUUUGUAUGGCGAUACUGGUAUAAAGGAUCUCUUGUCCAUGAAUCUCACGAACACCUCUCACCAGAUUAUGGAUUUAAAAAGUGAAUAAAUACAUUCUUAGAAAGGAUUGGUCAAAACAAACAAAGUUUUGAUGAAUGUCAUUGGCCCCCCAAAUCCUGAGAUCAAUCAAAAUUCUGGUAGGAUACAAUUUAAUGAAUAAUUGUCAUAAUAGUGAUCAUCAAAUUAUUCAACCUCCAUCAAUAUCUAUUGAUCAGACACAUAACCACCAAAGAUAUAGGUUAUCUUCACCUAUCCUAAAGAGUGUAGCAUGCACGUGCUACCAUUUACACGUUUUGAGAUGAAUAAUAUUCCGGUUUUAACCGUGAUUUUUCUUAUGACAUUUUUUCGCGGGGGGAUUGGAGACAUACCUGACAAAUAUAUCACGUUUUUCUUUAGAACGAAGAAUUUAUGAAUAAUAAAUCAUGUCCAGAGAAUGACCCUGCUAGUCAUUUUUCUAAAAUUUUCAAUAGAUUUCCAUUAUUGAUUUAAGUAACUACAGCGUAUAUGUGUUUAUGUGAUUUGGUAUUCAUUAUUAUUAAGUUCAGAUUAUUUCAAAUCUGGUGUAAAUGUAAGUGUAAAUAGUGCAUUUAUAUAUAAAUGUUUGAUCGAAUAUUUAUCUUAAAAAAAAAUGUUUUCUUCCUAUUUGGUAAGUUCUUCCUGUGAGCUAUUAAUCUUGCAGUCGACAUAAUGUGAUGAUGUUGAUAUGAAUAAUGCUUUCUUUGGGUGAAAGCUCGAAUAAUACAAUCCUCUUUUUUUUUUUUUUACAACCGUGCACCUAACUUGCCGAACACCAUGCCUGGAUGAAUAUUUAUAAACGUUUUCAGAAAACUUUAAACGUCGUAAUGACCUGUGUAUUAAUAUAGAACUGACGAUCAUCAUUUGUAAGUAAAAUAAAUGUCUUUUUUAUUAUGAUUAUUCCGACGAUGCAAGAUUAAAUGUUUAAAUGUUUUGUUGAAUAUUAUGAAGAAAUGUGCCUUUUAAAGUGAAUCAAUUGUAAAAAAAGAUUUUGCUAACGAAUGAAAUGAUUGUAAGUGCCAUUUGUGAUAAACAUCCGAGGGACAAGGUGAUGAAAUUGUGAUUUGAUAUUUGAUCCAUUCAAUUUGAUAACAUUCAAGUGAAUUAUCAAUUCUUUGAUUAUUUUUGUAGUAACUGAUUACCUCACUGGUCAGAAAAAAAAGUAUUCGCACAGGAUGAAAGAAAUAUAGGCUACCGGUAGGAAGACUAUUGGAAGCGAAAUAAAGUGCAUUUAUCAUUAGCAUGAUUUUCAAAUACAGAAAAUGAGGUCUAAUGUUCUAAAACAAUGUAAAAUAUAUUGAUAAUAGUAUUUGGGAAAGACGUCUUGUAAUAUUAUCCCGAGUCUCUGUGCCUAUUGCAGUCUUAAAUGCAUGCGGAUCAUAUACUUAUGAAGGGGCUCAUCCAGAUCAAGUAAAUUUAAACCCGGUGUGUGGGACUUCGUUCAUGGUUAUCCCAUUAAUGAAACUAUUUGAGAUAUGUACUUGGGAUGCCCCACACUCCUCACAAGACCUAUAGCUUAAUAGCUUAAGCAAAUGGUUGUCGCAAUAUUCUUGGAUGCCUAUCUCACUCUUUAAGACCAUGCAGUAAACAUGGUUAGUUGUAAUUGAAGGAGUUUGGAGACUGUAUUACGGUGUUACUUUUGGCAGACCUUCCUAAUAAAAGACUAUUACAUGCCCAUGA